Molecule: messenger RNA, 3705 nt
Organism: Calidris pugnax (ruff)
Lineage: Eukaryota; Metazoa; Chordata; Aves; Charadriiformes; Scolopacidae
Gene: NEXN
Product: nexilin (F actin binding protein)
Exons: 13
Coding region: 1207-3237 (676 amino acids)
Biological process (GO): homophilic cell-cell adhesion; axon guidance; dendrite self-avoidance
Cellular component (GO): plasma membrane; axon
Molecular function (GO): cell-cell adhesion mediator activity
Source: RefSeq, a predicted model, not a curated record
GGUUGCUCAAAGCCCCAUCCAGCCUGGCCUUGAACACUUUCAGGGAUGGGGCAUCUGCAGCUUCUCUGGGCAACCUGUUCCAGUGUCUCUCCACCCUCAUAGUGAAAAACUUAUUCCUAACAUCUAAUGUAAACCUCCUCUCUUUCAGUUUCAAACCAUCACCUCUAGUCCUGUUGUUCUAGUCCCUCAUAAAGAGUCUUUCCCCAUCUCUCCUGUAGGCCCCCUUCAGCUGCUGGAAAGCUGCUAUAAGAUCUCCCCUGGUGAUUUAAAAAAACAAAAAGGGGGAAAAAAACAAAAGGGAAAAGUCUUGUCUUGAACUUGAAGUGCCUUUCUGUUAGGUUUCCAAUAAAUACAGUGCACUUUAAAAUUUGUAAUGCUUUUCUUUUAAAAAAAUGCCGUGCAAUUUCCAGCCUACAAUUAAAUGAUAUAAAUUCUUUCUCCAAGGUAUGUAUGUGGUUUACCUAACUCAUUUCAUAGCUUUUAGCACUAGUUUUCCCUAGAAUAGCUCUAGGAGAAAGGAAAGCAUUAUUUCUUUUUCCAUACUGGGUGAAGAGCUGAGAGAGGUGCCAGCCUGGCUGAGACUCAAGCAGGAGCGUUCACCCAGGCAGGAGAUCCAGCUGCAUCUCUCAAACGCAGGCAGGUCCCCCUGGCCACCAGGCCAUCUUUCCUCCUCUCAGCCAUAUAAAAGCAUAUAAAGGUGAAGUAGCAUCUCCAGGAGGCCGCGGGGUUUUGGCCUGAGCACUCUCCAGACUUGGUGCAACCUGAGCUGGCUGGCUUGGAGGUGCAGAGCACAUUCCUUUCUGCUCACAUGAGCAGUGAGAAAACCACUUUCGUAACACACCAACCAGGGCAGCCAGAGCUUGGCUCCAAGUUUUCCUUUUUUCCUUUUUCUUUUUUUUUUUUAAAUGGAAAUUAAAACCCAAUAUCUAGGACUAUAUAGAGGGGUUAUGAGCAUGAAUAGUGAAUCAUAAGCUUGUUCUUUUAAUCACUGUUGCAUACUUAGAACCUAUUCACGGCUUCAAAAGCCUCAGAGGACCAAAUGAAAUGGUGAUACAUCGAUUUCAGGUUAUGCAAACUUAUUUACAGGAAGAUGGUUGAAGCAUCAUUUAAAAGGAAAAGAAAGGAAUAUAACUACAACUGUUUCUUUCAGGUAGAAAUUGAAAGCAAUCUUAAAGGUACCCAGGUGCAGAGCACAGUACAGUAGCCAUGAAUGACAUUGCACAGAAAACUGAGAUUCUGCUUUCUUCAUCUAAACCCGUCCAAAAAUCCUAUGUGCCCAAGCUUCACAAGGGUGAUGUAAAGGAUAAAUUUGAAGCUAUGCAGAAAGCAAGGGAAGAAAGAAAUCAAAGGAGAUCUAGAGAUGAAAAGCAAAGAAGAAAAGAACAAUAUGUUAGAGAGAGAGAAUGGAACAGGAGAAAGCAGGAGAUGAAAGAACUGCUUGGAUCUGAUGAAGACGAUGAUGCAAAAUCAUCUAAAAUAGAAAAAGGUUAUGUUCCAAAGCUAAUAGGCACCGUUAAAGGCAAGUUUGCAGAAAUGGAAAAGCAAAGGCAAGAAGAAGAAAGAAAAAGAACGGAAGAAGAAAGAAAGCGCAGAAUUGAACAAGAUAUGAUUGAGAAAAGAAAAAUUCAAAGAGAAUUAGCCAAAAAAGCACAGGAGAUUGAUGACUUUAACAAUACGGGAACUGAAUCAGCAGCAGAGGAAGGGGAUGAUUCACUGCUAGUUACAGUAGUGCCCGUAAAACCCACCAAAACACCUGGGAAGAUGAAAAUAAACUUUGAGAACACAGGAAAGGAGAGAGCAGACCAAAGAGAGAGACAGGAUGAAGAAAUGAAGCUAAAAUAUGAGGAACAAAAUCAAUUCCUUAAGGAAACCAAGUGCCUUUCAUUUGUCAUGGGUGGAAAUAAAGAAAACGAAACACAAGAGUCUCUGUCUCCAGGUAAGCUGAAAGUAACAUUUGAGGAACUUGAAAGACAAAGACAGGAAAAUCAAAGGCGACAGGCAGAGGAAGAAGCAAGACAGCGUUUAGAAGAGGAAAAACGUGCCUUUGAAGAAGCUAGACAGCAAAUGAUCAAUGAAGGUGGUGAUGAAGAAUCUGAAAAUUCUGUUAAAGAAUUCCGUCCUGGUAAACUCAGACUCAGUUUUGAGGAAAAAGAAAGACAGAGGAGAGAAGAGGAAAAGAGGAAAGCAGAAGAAGAUGCAAGACGACGCAUGGAAGAGGAGAAAAGAGCAUUUGCUGAAGCAAGGAAGAACAUGCAGGUGCUAGAUGAUGAAUCACCAGAAAUGUUUAAAACAUUUUCUCAAGAAUCUCUCGUACCUGGUAAACUGGAAAUUAAUUUUGAGGAGUUACUGAGACAAAAAAUGGAAGAAGAAAAGAGACGGACAGAAGAAGAGCGUAGGCAAAAGUUGGAAAUGGAAAAGCAAGAAUUUCAGCAGUUGAGACAAGAAAUGGGAGAGCUGGAAGAAGAGUCUGAAACCUUUGAGCUAAGCAAAGAAUAUGAAGAAUUAAUAAAGCUAAAAAGAAGUGGUUCUAUUCAGGCAAAGAACUUAAAAAGCAAGUUUGAAAAAAUAGGACAAUUGUCUCAAGAAGAAAUUCAGAAGAAGAUUGAAGAAGAGCGAGCAAAGCGAAGAGCAAUGGAUGAAGAAAUAAGAGAAAGGGAAGCUGAAAAAUUUCAAGAGGAUGAUGAUGUAGAUGUGAGACCAGCCAAGAAAUCUGAGGCUCCAUUUACUCAUAAAGUAAACAUGAAGGCCCGCUUCGAGCAAAUGGCAAGAGCCAGGGAAGAAGAGGAGCAGAGGAGAAUUGAAGAACAGAAAUUACUACGCAUGCAGUUUGAACAGAAAGAAAUUGAUGCAGCAUUACAGAAGAAAAGAGAAGAGGAAGAAGAAGAAGAGGGAAGCAUUAUUAAUGGUUCUACUUGUGAAGAUGAGGAGGAUCAAGCUCGAUCUGGAGCUCCCUGGUUCAAGAAGUCACUGAAAAACACCUCGGUUGUUGAUGGCGAGCCAGUGAGAUUUACAGUUAAAAUUACUGGAGAACCAAAACCUGAAGUGACAUGGUGGUUUGAGGGGGAAAUGUUGCAGGACUCUGAGGACUAUCAGUAUAUUGAAAGAGGAGAAACCUAUUGCCUUUACUUGCCAGAAACCUUCCCAGAAGAUGAAGGGGAAUAUAUGUGUAAAGCAGUCAACAACAGAGGCACAUCUGCUAGCACCUGCAUUCUCACCAUUGAAACUGAUGACUACUAAUACUCUACUUUAGCUGGAAUCUUUCUUCCCCUCAAAACUUUCUUACUGCAUCAUCUCUUUCUCUGAUGGGGCCAACUAAAGAGAGCAAGGACAUGCAUUGAUUUGUCACUCCUGCAUCAGAUAGUAACAACCUUCAGAUUGUGAGUGUCCAGGUUCCUUGCUCAAUACAAAUAUCAGUGUUGAAGGCUAAAAAGAAGGAAUCCAUGUAUGAAAGAUCAACUAAAGGAAAAAGCUGAGUUAUAACAGUGCGCCCACAUGUGAAGACCAACUGUUGUGUAAUAGUCUAAAGCUAAAUACACAAUCUGGAAGCUUGUGCAGUAGUGUAAAUCUAUUGGUAUAUUUUGCAUGAACACUGAGUAUUUAAGCUGUUUUACUUUUUAACCCAGAGGUUAAAGGAAAUACUUAUUGAUGAUUUUCAAAAACCCCAGUGUACUAUUUUUAAAGAAUAAAAGAUGACAUAACUGCUCA